AUGGGGUAUACUCAAAAAAACAAGAACUUGCUUGUUGCUUUAGGAGCUCUUGGUGACUCUGGUUUUGGUGCAUAUAAAGCUUAUUACUCACCAUCUAUGGUUAAAAAGAGGGAAAGAUUGUUGAAGCUUCUUGAUUCUGUUGUUUCUUUAGCUGAAAUGUCGUCUGAUUCUGCUGAUGUAAUUGGGAUUUUCUCUAAAGAUCUAAAGGAGUUUAUGUUAUCAAAUUCUGAUCAAAUUCCAAAAAGUCUGAAGCAAAUUUCCAAGAUUACUAAUUCAGAUGAGUUUUCAGAGUCAAUUGUUAAGGUCACUAGUGCUUUAACUAUCGGAGUUCUUCGAGGUUGUUGUAAUCAAGAAACAGAGGAAUUGGAUUCUGAUUUGUUCGAUAAGGUUUUAAAUAAACUGUUUUCUGAUGCAGGGUGUGGUUUUGCUUCUGUAAUUGUUGGGAGUUUCGCCAGGAAUUUGGUACUUACAUUUUGUUCUGUUAAACAGGGUUACUCUGUUCCUCCUGAAUAUGUUGAUACUCUGAUAGGGAAUUGUGUGCAAGUAUUUGUGAGCACUCUUGUUGCUGUUUAUCUUGACAAAACAAUGAAUAUCAACACUUACAAUGAAAUCUUUUCUGGUUUGACAAAUCCGAAGAAUGAAGCGAAAAUGAGAGAAAUGUUGGUGACCUUAUGUAAUGGUGCAACAGAAACAUUUGUCAAAACUUCUCAUCAAAUUUUGACAAGUACAGAAAUGGAUGAUAAAGUGUCAACUAGUACUGCUUUAACUGUGCCAAUGAGUAAAAAGUAUAUUCUUGAUUUGAGUGGGAGAGUUGUUUUUGAGUGUGUUAGAUCUUUUGUGGAGAAGUUGUGGAAGUGUUUGAAAAGAUAUGUUGAAUUUAUGAAUGAGGAGGUUUUGGAGAAGAGUGUUGAAGUUUAUAGGUGUGUGAGUUCCCUGUAUUCUGUUGUUGUUAGCUUAUGUCUUACUUUGUGUGGGGACAUACUGAAUGGUCCUUGGAUUUUGGUUAUAACUUAG
This is a messenger RNA of Solanum lycopersicum (tomato), 1014 nucleotides long. Its product is annotated as protein PHLOEM PROTEIN 2-LIKE A10-like. NCBI's taxonomy places the organism in Eukaryota, Viridiplantae, Streptophyta, Magnoliopsida, Solanales, Solanaceae. The record is from RefSeq and is a predicted model, not a curated record.